CUAUUAAUGCUGAUGUAUUACUCGUUUUCAGUUGUUACAAUAAGUUAGUUGAUAAUUUGUGCUUCCGUGGGUACUUGGAUUAAGCUCUCUAUGUGUUUGAUGCAAUGUGUGAUAGAGGGGUGCCUCCCACAGUUCAUUUGUUUAAAACAUUGGUUCUUUCGUUUUGUAAGAGAGGUAGAGUUGAGGAAGCGCAAUUGUUGAGCAUGGAUAUGGAGUCUUAUGGUUUUGUUUUGGAUAAAGUCAUGUACACGACUCUCAUCAACGGCUAUUCCAAGAACCAGAAAAUGAAAAGGGCUAUGAUGGUAUUUCUCAGAAUGCUCAAGUUGGGUUGUGAACCUGAUAAGUAUACUUACAACACACUGAUAAAUGGGUUUACAAACUUGGGCAUGUUCGACGAGGGUUGGGUGCUGCGUCAGCAGAUGGUUGAAUUUGGAUUAGAACCUGAUGCAGUAAGUUACCAAAUCACGAUUGUCAAGUAUUUCAAGGACCAUAAAGUUUAUUUUGCAUUGAUGCUAUUAGAUGACAUCAAUCAAUGCAAUGGUGCUCCCAGUGUUCACUCUUAUACUGCUUUAAUCUCUGCACUUUAUAAAGAGAAUCAGUCAGCAAAAGUAGAUUACUUAUACAGGAAGAUGUUGUACACUGGAUUGGUUCCUGAUGAUGUUCUGUUUUUUACCUUGAUCAACAAUCAUCCAAAAGGGACAGAGAUUAGUCUAGCAUGCACAUUUUUGCGGGCUAUUGCCAAGAACGGUUGUGGUAUUGACCUCUCUUACAUCCCUAGCCCUACCAGUCGUAAAGUUACUUCAGAUAUCAUGCUUGAUAUUGAUUGUCUCUUGGGAGAAAUUGUGGCAAGAAACUUACCUCUGGCUAGUGUUGCUUUCAAUAUAUACAUGAUUGCUUUGUGUCUAGGAGGAGAACUUGAUUCUGCUCAGCUUUGCAUGGAUAAGAUGGCAAGCCUUUCUCUUCAGACUUCGCUAUCAGCUUAUAAUUCCAUGAUCAAGUGCCUUUACCAAAAGGGACUACAUGAGGAUGCCAAGUUUCUUGUUGAAGUUAUGCAAGAUCAAGGUCAUGUUCCAAAUCAAGCAACAUUCUUGAUUAUGGUAAAUGAAUACUGUAAACAAGGUGGCAUACAAUCAGCACUAGAAAUUCUGGACCAAAUGGAAGAGAGUGGAUUGAAACCUAGUGUUGCUAUAUAUGAUUCCGUCAUUGGGUGUUUGGGUAGAAAAAAAAAAAUAGGCGAGGCCCUUGGAGUUUUCCGGAGAAUGCUCGAGGCUUGAAUUUAUCCUGAUAAAACUUUGUUUCGGACAAUGAUUAAUUCUCUAUCAAGAAAUGGGCGAGCUAUUCAGGCCCAUGAGCUCUUCGAAAAAAUGUUGGAAGAUGGAGUCCAACCAAGCCACUAUGCUUAUACUUCUCUAAUAAAUGGGUUAGUUCAAAAAAAC
Messenger RNA from Solanum dulcamara, 1436 nucleotides. Its product is annotated as pentatricopeptide repeat-containing protein At5g62370-like. Gene Ontology annotation, molecular function: protein binding. Bases 105 to 1274 code for a protein of 389 amino acids. The record is from RefSeq and is a predicted model, not a curated record. NCBI's taxonomy places the organism in Eukaryota, Viridiplantae, Streptophyta, Magnoliopsida, Solanales, Solanaceae. The transcript has a single exon.